UGAACUUGAUGAAGAUGAUCUGUAAGUAGUACUAAAGAAGCACCAUAAAACUCAAUAAGCACAUUUAAUAGUUAAAUUAAAGGUUUCUCAACUGAAUAAUAGAUCUUUAUAGAAAUAAGACUGAACUAUAAGAAUAUUACAUGAUUUUAUACAGAGACAAAUCAUCUGUAGCUUAUCAAAGCAAUUAGUGAGAUCUCCUAAAUAUAAUUAGUGCUUAUAAGUUAAAUCCGCAAGAAAUGAAUAAAAUUCUUAAGGUCAUUUCAGCAAACAGAUGAG
Molecule: messenger RNA, 276 nt
Organism: Paramecium octaurelia
Lineage: Eukaryota; Ciliophora; Oligohymenophorea; Peniculida; Parameciidae
Source: the annotation of a GenBank genome assembly